AUGCAAUUAUGUGUUAAUCAUGUAAUUGUUUAUUAAAUAAACAUAGAUAUUAAUGAAAAUUUAGAAUAAUUAAAAUAAAUUAGUUUUAUAUACAACUGAGAAAUAAAAAGAUUAAAUUUGAAUCUUUAAAAUAGAAUGAAAAUGCAAAAUCUUAAUGUGAAAAAAUUAAGUAAAUUCUAGCUAAGUUGUAAGAAUUUUUAAAUUAAGUCCAUGAAGAUAUUAAAAUUAUGUUGAUCUAAAUGAAAGAAAUUUUUGAAAGACUAUUAUCUCCAACAUUAUAUACAGUAAUCAUUUAGGAUAAGAAGCUUAUGAUUUUGUAUUAAGAUUAUAUCCGGAAUUAAAUUAAGGAAACUCUUUCAGAGUUUUAUACAAAAUAUGAUUUGAAAAUUGUAUCAAACCAACUUAAUUUUAGGAUAAAUAAUUUUAAAGAUUUUGA
Molecule: messenger RNA, 436 nt
Organism: Paramecium sonneborni
Lineage: Eukaryota; Ciliophora; Oligohymenophorea; Peniculida; Parameciidae
Source: the annotation of a GenBank genome assembly